GGGAUCGAAGAUCCAGAGAGUCAUCGUUGAGACUGGAUUUCCCUGGUUUUAGGUUUUACGCAUUGAAUGUAAGGUAGACGAGCAUGCCAACAUGACCCUAAAUGGAUGACAAAAAUUCAGAUUGGAAAGAGUUUAAUCUUCCCAGCCACGCACAGGAAACUGAGUUGGAUAAGAUUAUAGAGGAGCACCUUGUAAAUGAUGCUGUCUCCUCACAUAGUGAGGAUGUCCACCAUUCCAGCAGUGACAGUGAGGGCUCUGUCCAUGACACAGUCACCUCUGUGCUGUACAUCCCCCAUGGAGGCACCCAGCAGCCCGAGUCCUCCCCACAAAGCCCAGUCCCUUCCCCUCGGCCAGUCCUGACGUCUCAACAGUCCAUAGUCUCUGGCAGAUUCACCCGCACUUCUUACGCCAGCGGGGAAACUGGUCAUGUCUCAACUCCAAGUCGACUCAGUCCUUUGCCUAUCAAUAUGAUCAGUCCAGAGACCCUAGAAGACAAGGAUGAGAACCAAGACGCACCACUGGGAUAUGGCAGCUCCGACUCGUCUGUUGGAGACUCGACUGAGUAUGUAGAGAGUGCCCAGAGAACUGUCACUUCUUUGGGAGCCAUCUCCACUGACACUCAGGAUAGUGCCAGGUAUGACGAUGCUCCGUUUCCAUGUGGAAACAUCCACUUUUGGAUCGGACAGAUGAAUAUGGAGGAAAGCUCGACCAAGAAGCAUUAUGUGACUGUGUCGGCAGAGACUCCAAGUGAGGAGGUGACCCGCUUCAUGGGUACAUACUGGAAAAUGAGGAGUCCCAAAAUCGUCCUGUCCGUCAUAUCAGGGGUCAAACACUUCAGGCCGUGGAAGAAUAACCGACUCAAGGAACAGUUCCAGAAAGGCAUAACCAAAGCAGCUAACACCACCGAGAUGUGGAUUAUAACGGAUGGAGUGGACAUGGCCGUCUCCAAGAUGAUAGGGGAGGCCAUCCAGGAGGAGCGAGCCCGCCGAGAGUGUAAACAGCUGCAGCUCUCCCACCUGGGACAGGAGAAGGUCCAGCGCUUCCAGAAACUGACCCUGAUAGGGGUGGUCCCCAAGAACGUGAUCACCUACUCGGACCUAUUCCAGGGAAACGAAAUGGGCAUUAAUAUCAAGAACGAAGGCAUUAGACCCAACAGCGACCUCUAUGAGCUGAAUCCAGACCACACCCACUUUAUUUUUGUGGACGAGGAGGACCGAGAUCGAAUGUUCUUUACAAACAUCCGAUGUCAGCUGGAGCAGCAGUUUCAGUAUGGGGUGGGCCGAAAGAGACGCCUCCGGAGACUGUUCAGUUGGGGAUCUGAUGAACAGUACGAUUUAUCUGAGCCGGUCAUAAAGAAGACAGUGCCAGUGGUUGGCUUGCUGGUUCAGGGGUCACCAAGGGGAGUGGACCAUGUCUUGACCUACUUAACUAACAAAAUGCCGGUUGUCCUCUUGAAGGGGAGUGGAGGGGUGGCAGAUCUAUUGGCCUACGCAUUUGAAGAGCUGCUGGAAAGAUCUGACCCUGACUUUGAAGAACACUUCCUCAAACCUGAGUUAACAAGGAUGAUCUGCAAAGUAUAUCCGGAGGACUUCAAAGAAAAUGACAUGGCUCGUACAGAGUUCAGAGACAAAAUUCUUCAGUGUUGUCACCUCGCCAUAGAGGAUGAGCAAGUCUUUUUAACCAUGGUGAACACACAAGGAUGGGAUGCAAACUUGAAGGAUCUGGAUAAAUAUCUUCUGAAGGCUCUAUUUAAUUGUGAAAGGCAGACCAAAAUGAAAUGGAGGGAGAAAGUGUUCAAGGAUCUACAGCUGAUAUUGGACUGGAAUCGUCCAGACAUGGCCCUCUCUAUGAUAUUUCACAGAGAUGACUGGGGCAAAAUCAAGGUCGACAAGAAACUGUUUGAGCAGGCCCUACUGAAGCUGAAUAGGGAGGAGUUUGUAGAGAUCUUUCUGGACCACGGGUUUCUAAUUCACAAGUACCUCAACCACAAAAAGUACAAGCUUCUGUACGAGAAGGCAGACGACCGUGAAUUCUUUGUCAGUAUUUGUCAGGAGAAGGUACUGGGUCAGAUGGGGGUAUUUGACCAGGCUCUGGAUGCCAAUUUCUUGGUGAACGACUUGAACCGACUCAUCUUCAAACUGAUCGGCCUGAGUGACUUUGUCCAGCCUUAUGAAAUGUCAAUGAAUUCCGUAGGCCUGUAUGUGCUGGACCCUGCUGUAGCAGAAAGAAAGGCUCUGAACUGGUUGACAGUUUGGGCUGUACUGAUGAACAGACACAAGUUGGCCAAGGUGCUGUGGAACCGCUGUGAUGAACCUAUAGCUCUAGCUCUAAUCUGUAGCAAUCUAUACAAAGAGCUGGCUAAAAACUGUGUGGAGCUGUUCCUACGAACAGAAAUGGAGAGAAAUGCAAAGGAGUUUGGUGACAAAGCCCUGGGGGUGCUAGAUAUUGGGUACAUGGACUCGAGUGAGCAGACCUACAGCAUGCUGAGCGCCCCUCUUAAGGAUUUUAACAACAAGACCUCCAUUGAGAUCGCUCAUGAUGCUGGCUACAUCGGCUUCAUUGCCCAUCCCUGCUGUCAGAAAUGGCUGACUAGAAAACUGUUUGGUGCAAUUCAGGUCAAAGAAUUAGAUUUGGGUUUUUUGACACUUCCUAACUGGUUUAAGAUUCUGGUUAGUGUUUUCUUCAUCUUCCCCAUAUACAUUUGGAUUGGAUUUGUUCCAAAAGCGUCUAGCUGGAAGAAGAGGAGAGGAAUAACUUUUCAAGUGGAUUCUGACUCAAAAAUGGUGGAUAAUGAUAUCUCAGAUUCAGAUGAUGAGGAAGAAGAUGAGAACUUGCCAACAUCAAAAUCUCUCCUUCAGAAUGAAUUGGAAAGGUUUAAGAAAAGGAAGAAGCUAACAGUUAGAAGGAGAUUGCAAAGUGCUUUUCAGAAGCAAGUAGAGAAGGAAAUACCUUUGUGGAAGAAAAUAUACCUACUUUGGAGUGCUCCAAUCACAACUUUCUGGGUAACUCAGACCAUGUACUUUUGCUUCCUUGGUUUGUUUUGUCUGGCUGUGUUGUGGCCCACCUGUGGAAACUUCUUCCUGGACCUGACUCUGUGGCUCUGGACCUCCAUCAUCCUGAUUGACUUAGUUCAACGGACAUACACAAAGCACAUUCGACACAAAGCAGUAAAUCUCCUUGGCCCUCUCUGUGAGAUAAUCCUUGUGAUGUUUUUCCUGAUCAUGUACCUGGUUUUGAGGAUUAUCCCGCACUGGUUUAACUCGGCUGACAUCAUCACCAGUAAGGUCGUGCUCAGCAUAGCCCUCAUCUUCUUCUUCUACCGACUGCUGGGCAUCUACCUCCCAAUCUCUCCAACGCUGGGGCCCAUGCUGGUCAGGAUGAACAGAAUGAUUAAGUACGAUUUCGUGGACUUCAUUCGGAUGUUUUUGGUGUUCAUGAUAUCCGGAGGAGUGACUAUCCAGGCCAUACUGUACCCUAACUACCCUCUGGGGAUAGAUCUUGUGAAAAGGGUCCUGACACGCCCACUCUUCGCUAUGUUUCUCACCCAGAUUGCAGAUCUUGAUGGAGACACGAGCUGUUCAGGUCACUACAAUAAUGUGUCGAUAGGUUUUUGUACAGCAGAUGUCAACUUUAGAGGAUCCCACUAUGCUAAUCCAGAGUCGGUGAUCCUGCCCAUCCAGAAGUGUCCGUACUCCAGCCUGUUCGGUUACCUCAUCACCAUACAGUAUCUGCUGAUCUGUAAACUGGUCCUCGUCACACUGCUGUUUGCCAUGUUUGCACUGACCAUCACGAAGGUGGACAAUGAGGCCAGCGAGAUCUGGAAGUUCCAGAGGUAUGCACUCAUCAUCGACUUCGAGGAGAGGCUGAAUCUACCUCCUCCCUUCAUCAUCAUCAGCUACAUCUGUAUUCUUCUGAAGAAGAUUUACAACAAGAUGAAGGGAUGCAAGAGAAACUGCUGCACCUUCUGCUGUUGCAGUAAGAAAGCUAAGCCUGAUGAAGAGAUGAGUCACAGGGUGAAGAAGAACCGGCGGUCAGAAGAUUACAACUACUGGAAGAAAUGCUCCAUAGAGUACCUGAGGACUCAAGAAUUUGAGGAGAAAAAGGAGAGAUUAGCAGCACUACAUAAUGAAAUAAUCGUAAACCUUCAGGAAGACAUGAGAUUACAAAAGAAAAACCUGAAGAGAAUGAGUGACCGUAUUGUGGAGCUGGAGAGGACCCAGGGGACCAGCAGGAUGUAUUUAGAACACAUCUACCACAAGCUAGAACAGCAAGAUGUGCAUGGUAUGGCCAACAGGAAGGGACAGAUCAUCCACGUGGCGGCCCGUCAGUCCCCCUACCCUGGUACCUCCAUCGCCAGGUUCCCUGUCUUCGACAAAUACGUCCCAUGGGAGACUUUAUAUGACGUGUAUGAUCCAAAGAUUUACACCCUACCCAUCGAGAAGUUCCCAGAUGAGGAAAAGAAUUAUGUUGAUGUGGAUAUUAUAGAAUUAAAGAAGCUGAAGGAGGAGCGAGCUGCGAUGAUGGAAGAGGAGUUGAUAGGGUUACCUGUCUUACCGCCCAUUCCCCACAUGAAGUGGAACGCCAUCCUGACUGUGUUUCACCAGCACAAAGGGAGCACACAGGUCAUCGACCGCCGCUCCUGGAUUUCCAGGGAUGACCAGCCGUGCCGUUACCGACUUGACCCCAACGGACUGCCACUAAAUCCUAUGGGGCGUACUGGUAUACGAGGCAAAGGAACGUUAUGGCGCUGGGGACCAAACCAUUUGAUCAAAGCUGUGUGUACAAGAUGGAGGCGGAAAUACAACCAGGAGAACCAGCCAAGCGACUACCUGUAUGUGGAGGGCAAGCGAGUCCUUGAGUUCAUCGCCACCCAGAGGGAGGGUAACAACCUGGAGACAGUGUAUGAACUACCAGGGGGAGUUCUACAUGGUUUAACAUCUCCGUACAGUGUUGUGCGUGAAUCUUUCCUGAGAGAUGUCUUUGAUGAGACUGAACCUGAACCCAAAACAACCCUGGACCAAGGAGAUAUGAUCCAGUUCUUUGCCCAGUUUGCCACACAAAAUGUAGGAAAAACCUCGCUUUCCUUGGCAAGUCCAGAGCAAUCAUUUUCUCAUAUACUGACCAGUCACUCUGGUGUUUCUGGUUCCCACACCAGUUCAAGAACCAGUUUGAGGACAGAACCGGACUCUCAGGGCUUUUCUGCCUCCUUGCUGUACAAAGGAUACCUGGACGAUCCCCGUAAUACAGACAACGCCUGGAUGGAGGCAGAAGUUUGGAACUUUCACUAUGACAUUGGAGAUAACUUUGAGUUGAGGAUGUCAGAGGAAAAUGGAACGACCUGGAAAGAAGUGCUGCCAAAUGUUAAGCUGUUUGGAAACGAUGGAGCAAUCAUACAGGAGGCAGCCAAGAUCCAUGAUGCCUACUGUUGAUUCACUGGAAUUAGGGUUUGAUUGGCCAUUCAGAGAAUUAAUGUAUGCGUAGUUGGAUUUUGAUAAAUCAUGAAUGUAAUACCACCUUUUCUGUGUCCAAGAAUGGUCAGUCCAUCAGCAACAUGUGAUACUAGUUAGUUCUCAUUGAUCACAUGACCUGUGUUAUUUGAGGAAAGUAUUAGAAUGGUCACCAAUUAAGGUUUAAGUGAACUGAUUUUUUUGUUAUAUGGAAGGAGGAAUCUCGAUGAAUGUUUUAAUUUUUUUUUAAAACGUACAUAUACAAUGCUGCUUUCAGUUUUAGAAAGAUUUUUUAGUGACCUGAGAAUGAGAUUUGUGUUUAAGCUAUCUUGAUUUUGUUUUAUUUCAGAGCAUCUAAUAGUGAACUAGGAUAAGAGUUAAAGACAUUUUGAUUUUAGAAUAUUGACUAGAUAAUACAAUUCAUUUCUUGAUAUUUAAUAAGUACUUAUCAUGGUUUUUUUAUUUUAUUUUUUAUUAAUUACAGGUAUAUGUUAUUGUGUUAUAUACAUGUAAUCCAUUUUAUUCCAAGUACUUCUUAAUUUUGCUUACAUUGCCAACCUAAUGUGUAAUUUUACUGUUCGUGUUACAUAGAUGAAUCGGUUAAUAGGGUUGUUUUACGGUACGUCUCCUUGCACGAAUCCCAACAGUGUAGGCAGGGGUAUAAGACGAUUUAUUUAUAAUUGUUUUAAUUCAUGUCACUUUGCAUGCUGUUAAAAAUAUGAUCUCCAAAAUUAUGUACCUGUACAUUUUAAUGCUAAUUAUGUCUCCACUUUCAAAGGGGAGACAUAUUGUUUUUGUCGUUUAGAUGAUUUUUCCUUCCUUGGAUCUGUAAGAUAUAUUGAUGGAGUAUUUAUGUUUACAAACAUGUUGUAAGAGAGAUCUGAUUUAGUUUGUAGCAAUAUGAUUUUAUGAUGGCAUUCACUACCUAAUAAUGUUAACAAAUGUCCACAUAGUUGCGUCAUUUUUUUACACAUAUUUAAUCGACAUAUCUUUGAAAUAUUUGUCCGAUAAACAUGCAAUAAUGAUCGAAGUUUGAAAUGCAAUGUGUGCUUGGAACUGUGCUAUCAUUGUAAGAAAAUAUUUAUGGAACCGCUUUGUUGCUUUUUUUUUCUUUUUAUGAUAAUCAAAACCAUUGUGCAGGAUUACACUAUAGCCCAACAGUAAUUAGUGUAAUGUAUUGCCCGACAUUAAAAGUAGAAGAUUGUUUAUUGACUAUUACCAUUUCAUUCUUUGGAGAUAAGUAGAUUGUUGUUAUGUUUUUAAAAUGUUAGUCAUUAGAUAGAAUUUUAUGAUUCUUUGCUUUUGUUUUGUCAGGGUAUAACAAACUUGUCUCAUUUUCUUGGUUUUAAUGUGUUCAGGUGCUAUGACAACUUUUCUUGUUAAGACAUCGGUUUGAUACAUAUAGCUUCUGUCGACAUUCCACAAAGUCCAACUUUCAGAACACUGUGGAUGCAGCACCGACGGCUUUAUAUUGUUAUCAUUAAUCAAUGAAUAACACCAGCUUCUUAUAUUUUCAAUAAAUUGUUUUUGUAAAUGUU
Molecule: messenger RNA, 6985 nt
Organism: Magallana angulata
Lineage: Eukaryota; Metazoa; Mollusca; Bivalvia; Ostreida; Ostreidae
Product: transient receptor potential cation channel subfamily M member 2-like
Exons: 33
Coding region: 102-5429 (1775 amino acids)
Biological process (GO): monoatomic cation transmembrane transport
Molecular function (GO): monoatomic cation channel activity
Source: RefSeq, a predicted model, not a curated record